Messenger RNA from Brassica napus (rape), 787 nucleotides. Its product is annotated as mitochondrial inner membrane protease ATP23-like. Gene Ontology annotation, biological process: mitochondrial proton-transporting ATP synthase complex assembly; mitochondrial protein processing. The transcript has 6 exons. Gene Ontology annotation, molecular function: metalloendopeptidase activity. Lineage: Eukaryota; Viridiplantae; Streptophyta; Magnoliopsida; Brassicales; Brassicaceae. The record is from RefSeq and is a predicted model, not a curated record. Gene Ontology annotation, cellular component: extrinsic component of mitochondrial inner membrane. Bases 135 to 719 code for a protein of 194 amino acids.
AUAGAAAGAGAGGGAAGGAAGGAUGCUAAUGUAAUUGACACGUUUACCCUCCCGUCUCAUUUUCUCUCCGUCUCCGAUCACAAGCCGCCACACUCGCGUUGGGAAGAGCAAUCUCCGGCUUCGAGAUAUCGGAAAUGGAAGACGCCGCCGCUCCUAACUCAGGUUCCGAUUUGAACCUCGGAGGAAAACGCGGUAAAUCAAUCGAAGAAUGCCAAGACAUGAUUCAGCGAAGUUUCCGAAAUCCGAUUGUGAAGUUUCUGAUGGAGCAGAUGGAGAAGUCUGGGUGCAGAGUUGGCGAUAACUUCGUCAAGGCGGUUGUGUGUACUGGUCCUGUAGCUGGUGGCUUCACUAAAGGACGAGGGAUUACUGUGUGCAGUAACUAUCUGACUAUUCAAGAUGAAGUGAACCAAGUGGUUAUACAUGAGUUAAUCCAUGCUUAUGACGAGUGUCGCGCCAAGAAUCUGGAUUGGACUAACUGUGCUCAUCAUGCUUGCAGCGAGAUCCGUGCAGGUCAUUUAAGCGGCGAUUGCCAUUUCAAGAGAGAACUUUUGAGGGGUUUCAUUAAAUUAAGAGGCCAUGAACAAGAAUGUAUAAAAAGAAGAGUGUUGAAAUCGCUUCGUGGCAACCCGUAUUGCUCUGAAGUAGCAGCCAAAGACGCCAUGGAGGCAGUGUGGGAUACUUGUUACAAUGACACUAAGCCUUUUGACAGAGCUCCUUGAAGAAUACAAGUUCGGUUAAUGAAAAGACCGAGUCACAUUCUAUUUUUAGUAACUUCAGUUUCCUCCUC